GAGGGGAUUUACUUCUUAACCGUACUUCGUCUUCGUUUGUUGUUUACAGCAAAGUUGCUGAUAUUGCAUACGAACAGUGGAGUGUAUUUCUGAGUUUAAUUAUGAAGGCUAUAACAGCGGUUUGUGCGUCAGGUGCUACGAGUGUUGGUGGAGUAACGUCGGGCCGCGUGCAUCGACAGAGGCGCGACGUUGAGAACGAGGAAAUACAGAUGUACUUAUCGAAGUUGAAAGAACUUGUACCGUUCAUGCCCAAAAACAGAAGAUUAUCGAAACUGGAAGUGAUCCAAUAUGUCAUAGACUACAUUUGUGAUCUGCAGUACGCCCUGGAGACGCAUCCUUCCGUUGUGACGGCUGUUGGUAACGUCACAACUGCAGUUACCACUACGACAACCACAACAGCGGCUUCACCUGUUCAGAGGCUUUCAAAUUCCACGACUGUCAACAGUGGUGCUCCAGUGAGCCCCAGGCAGCCCCUUGGGGUUCUAGCGCCCAACACGAUAGUCCCCAAUACAUCGUGCGCCACACAGGAACAAAUCUCGACGACACCUCUUCACCUGGAAAAGGUCACACCCCCUGACAGCCGACCGGUAUCCUGUUGAGUGAAGUUGUCUCUUCAUUAUCCAUAUCAUCAUUAACCACUGUCAUUGUCAUUAGUAACAUUUAUUGUUUCCAUAAGACGGUGUGAACAUUUUUGUCAGACAUAGAACUGACUGCAGACUUUUUGUUCCUGAUAAAAUGACGAUAUCAAGAAGCUAAAUUACUUGAUAUUAUUCAUAAAUAAAGCACGGGAUCGAAUUUGUGUGUGUUGGAUAAAGUGUUUCUAAGUUGUCUUUAAUAUUAUAAUUACUACAUUUAUAUUGCAUCAUGUACCACAGUUUCGUUGGAAAUUCAGUUUUUAUAUUAAUGUAGGCCUUCCAGUAGUUCAGUGUCUGAAAAACGCUGAUGUGUGAUUCAAGACAAACCAGUUUGUCAGUUAAUGCUGUUUAUAAUUAUCAGCCAUCCAAAAGGGCCAAUCUCAGAAGCAAUGGUGCAAUUUUGUAGCAUUUAAGUCAAAUUUCUUUUAUUCUAGGGUUAUAUAUUUCAAUGAUAACCAGGCCAUGUACUGUGUCCUGGCCAGUACAAGAUACCGGUCCUGAAUAUGUCAUGACCGGUUUAGUUUGUUAACUUCAUGUAGAUGGAUCUUUGUACUGCAACUUAACCUUGCAAGCAGAACAAAGUAUUGUUAUAGUCAUACUUCACUUGUUUGAAUAGGAAAUAUUACUCUCAUUUGUUAAUUGUCAUGUCUGCCUUCUAAAUCUUUUUUUGGGGGAAGAGGGAAUUCAUUUAAGAGUUCAAAUAAAUUACGCGAUUUUGGGUUUGAGAAACAAGUAGACAUAAUUUUAAAUUUGUUUUUCCAUUGAAAUGUUUGAGAGGAAGAUGAUGUUCAGUCAUAUUAUGAAAGAAGAAAUUAGAAAUUGACAGGACAAUUUUAAAACUUCGCAUUUCACAGUUAUGACUCCUUAAAAGUGAGAGUUCUGGUUUUGUAUCGUUCGCGACUGUAAUCUUGAGACUUGCGGGGUGCGGAAGUGGGGUGAAGGAGGAAAGAUGGCGUCUGAUAUGCAAUAGCCUUUAACGCUUCGGACUUCCUGCAAGAUUACGGUCGCGAACAGUACUAGAUGUGCUAUAUUUUGGUGACACAUGGUAAACAAUGAACAAGCACGUUCUGAAAAGAAAACAAAAACAAAUGACCAUCGGUUAAAGUUUGGUGUUUGAAUUUAUUUAAGAUGUGUCUCAAACUGCAGAAUUGAAACUAUACAUACAGAUGGCAGUGGUGAAUCCUGGUCUACAAGAGGCUAGACAUACAAUUUUCAACAGAGCAAAUUCGUAAAAUCAAGUAGUUGACACUUGAAAUUCAACAAAGAGAUUACCAAAUAAAAUUGGUUUUGGGUUUUCCUGAUUAACUUACACUGAAACAAAUAUGAUCAAAUGUUUUUAUAGAAGAACAAACUAAUUCUUUUGAAUUCUUUCAAUUAUACGUACGAGUGUUUUGAUUUUUUAAUAUACGCACACAAUUUAAGGUACCUGUUUUUAUGAGUUGCAAUUGUUACAUGUUAAUAUCACUUAAUAUUUUUUUUUAAAAAAUUGCUAAUCACGUUUUUAUUUCAACGGGUUCAAAUUUUCAGCAUUUUCUGACCACAUCACGAAUGUAUGUGAAAUGUAAGGGAAUAUGUAUAAUUAAUGUAAGAAUGUAAAUUGUGUUCUGAGGGAUGUGAAUUGCAUGCAGUAACAAAUACUUCAUACAUUCGAUACCACAAUAUCUAUAUCUAUAUAUAUAAGCACUUAGAUAGGAUGUCAUAGCAGGUCAUGGUUUAUUAUUGAUUUGUAAUCCAUCCCCGCUACCGUUGUUAAAGUAUUAAAACGUGUUUUUUUUGUUGUCUGUGAUGUUAGUUUUUUCGUUCUUGUACAAAUGUAUAAACGUCCUUUAUUAAAUGUAUAUUAUCUUAAUUACACAAAAUAUUAGUGGUAUUUGUACAUUUUUAAUUAUGAAAGCAAUUUGUCACCACACUAAUUCUGUUCACAAUUUUUAAAUGUAAUAAUGAUAAUAUUAUUAAGUGAACUGUGUGGCAAAACCUGUGUAAAAACGUUAACUUCUGUCAAAUUAAAGAUGAAAAUCUUCAAAAUACAGGACAUACAAAUGA
Messenger RNA from Zootermopsis nevadensis, 2678 nucleotides. It is a transcript of the gene emc, whose product is annotated as Basic helix-loop-helix domain-containing extra-macrochaetae. Gene Ontology annotation, cellular component: nucleus; cytoplasm. Gene Ontology annotation, molecular function: protein dimerization activity; transcription regulator activity. Lineage: Eukaryota; Metazoa; Arthropoda; Insecta; Blattodea; Termopsidae. The record is from RefSeq and is a predicted model, not a curated record. Gene Ontology annotation, biological process: cell differentiation; circadian regulation of gene expression; negative regulation of transcription by RNA polymerase II.